Molecule: messenger RNA, 2020 nt
Organism: Drosophila persimilis
Lineage: Eukaryota; Metazoa; Arthropoda; Insecta; Diptera; Drosophilidae
Gene: IntS11
Product: integrator complex subunit 11
Exons: 3
Coding region: 84-1877 (597 amino acids)
Biological process (GO): snRNA processing
Cellular component (GO): nucleus
Source: RefSeq, a predicted model, not a curated record
ACGGAAAAUUUUACGAUUUUUAAUUGCUAAAACAAUUAAUUGUUGAGCAACAGAAACGGGCGGUUGAGCGACCUGCACUUGGCAUGCCGGACAUAAAAAUAACACCACUCGGUGCCGGCCAGGAUGUGGGCCGCAGUUGCCUGCUUCUGACGAUGGGCGGCAAAAAUAUAAUGCUCGACUGCGGCAUGCAUAUGGGCUACAAUGACGAGCGGCGAUUCCCGGACUUUUCUUACAUUGUUCCCGAAGGACCCAUAACCAGCCACAUCGACUGUGUGAUCAUUUCCCACUUCCACCUGGAUCACUGUGGCGCUUUGCCCUACAUGUCGGAGAUAGUGGGCUACAACGGGCCCAUUUACAUGACACAUCCGACCAAGGCGAUUGCACCGAUCCUCCUUGAGGAUAUGCGAAAGGUGGCCGUGGAGCGGAAGGGCGAGUCCAACUUCUUCACCACGCAAAUGAUCAAGGACUGCAUGAAGAAGGUCAUUCCAGUGACCCUGCAUCAGAGCAUGAUGGUGGACACGGAUCUGGAGAUUAAGGCCUACUAUGCCGGUCACGUGCUGGGCGCCGCCAUGUUCUGGAUUAAGGUUGGCUCCCAAAGCGUCGUCUACACCGGCGACUACAACAUGACGCCGGAUCGCCAUCUGGGCGCUGCCUGGAUCGACAAGUGCCGACCCGAUCUGCUCAUCUCGGAAAGCACCUAUGCCACCACAAUACGCGACUCGAAGCGCUGUCGUGAACGCGACUUCCUCAAGAAGGUGCACGAAUGCGUGGCGCGUGGCGGUAAAGUGUUGAUACCGGUCUUUGCCCUGGGGCGGGCCCAGGAGCUGUGCAUACUGCUGGAGACCUACUGGGAGCGCAUGAACCUCAAAUAUCCCAUCUACUUUGCCCUGGGCCUCACCGAGAAGGCCAACACGUACUACAAGAUGUUCAUAACAUGGACGAACCAGAAGAUUCGCAAGACAUUCGUCCAUCGUAAUAUGUUUGAUUUCAAGCACAUAAAACCAUUCGAUAAGGCUUACAUUGAUAACCCCGGUGCUAUGGUUGUGUUUGCCACUCCUGGCAUGUUGCAUGCCGGCCUCUCGCUGCAAAUAUUCAAAAAGUGGGCGCCCAACGAGAACAACAUGGUCAUCAUGCCCGGCUAUUGUGUCCAGGGCACCGUGGGCAACAAGAUCCUCGGCGGUGCGAAGAAGGUUGAGUUCGAAAAUCGUCAGGUGGUUGAGGUCAAAAUGGCAGUGGAGUACAUGAGCUUUUCGGCGCACGCCGAUGCCAAAGGCAUAAUGCAGCUCAUUCAAAACUGUGAGCCGAAGAACGUAAUGCUCGUCCAUGGGGAGGCGGAGAAGAUGAAGUUUUUGCGAUCGAAGAUCAAGGACGAGUUCAAUUUGGAAACUUACAUGCCCGCCAAUGGCGAGACCUGUGUGAUCUCCACGCCCGUUAGAAUACCCGUAGACGCUGCCGUUUCCCUGCUAAAGGCCGAGGCUCGGUCGUACAACGCUCAGCCGCCGGAUCCGAAGCGACGACGACUCAUCCACGGCGUACUGGUGAUGAAGGACAAUCGAAUAAUGCUGCAAAAUCUAACAGAUGCCCUCAAGGAGAUCGGCAUCAAUCGGCAUGUUAUGCGCUUCACGUCCAAGGUGAAAAUUGAUGAUCCCGGUCCAACGGGGCUUACCAGCGAACGACUGAAGACACUGCUGGAGGAAAAACUAGUCGGCUGGACGGUGGCACUGCAAGAAAAUGGUUCCAUUACCAUUGAAUCCGUUGAGGUGAAGGUCGAGGAGGAUGCCAAGGAUCCCAAGCAGAAAACCCUGCUGAUUUCAUGGACCAACCAGGACGAGGACAUCGGUGCCUACAUACUCAAUGUACUGCAGAAUAUGUGCUAGAUCCUGGCCACGGAGCCCAACGAAACUCCCCGACAUAUAUGCCUUAAUUCCAUAGUUUGCUAAGCACAAAGGGUUGAUUGAUAUCGUUUUCUGAAUAUCUAAAUGAAUGGAAAAAAUGAAAUAAAAGAAAUAAUCCGAUAUCC